Tachysurus fulvidraco (yellow catfish) is the source of this 2668-nucleotide messenger RNA. It is a transcript of the gene pex12, whose product is annotated as peroxisomal biogenesis factor 12. The transcript has 3 exons. The record is from RefSeq and is a predicted model, not a curated record. Lineage: Eukaryota; Metazoa; Chordata; Actinopteri; Siluriformes; Bagridae. Gene Ontology annotation, cellular component: peroxisomal importomer complex; peroxisomal membrane. Gene Ontology annotation, biological process: protein import into peroxisome matrix; protein monoubiquitination. Gene Ontology annotation, molecular function: ubiquitin-protein transferase activity; zinc ion binding; protein binding. Bases 176 to 1225 code for a protein of 349 amino acids.
UCGGGGUCAACACGGAUCGAUUAUAAUGUAGCACUGGGAAUUGACAUGUUUAUUCUAGUGUAAAUAUCGUUGAGUGGGGAAUAGUUAAAGUAUAUAAUAUACGUUUGUGCGGGUUGUUUGAUCCGCUGUUUUCUUGCUAAUUAAAGUAUACGUGUAUACUGUUAAAGACGCCACGAUGGCUGAACGAGGAGCACAUUUAACCACAGCAGCAGGUGAAGGAAGACCCUCGAUUUUUGAAGUUUUAGCUCAAGACUCAUUGAUGAGUGCCGUUAAACCUGCACUGCAGCACACAGCUAAAAUUCUGGCUGAAUCCAACCCUGCUCGUUAUGGAAUCCUGUGGAGGAAAUUCGAUGAGAUCUAUGCUGUCCUUGACCUUCUGUUGCAGCACCACUUCCUGCUACGUACCAGUGCCUCCUUUUCUGAGAACUUCUAUGGGCUCAAGCGCGCGGGCCCAGACGACAGCAGACUGGCGCAUCGUGGCCUCGGCCGCAGGAGACAUGUGCGCUCUCUGCUUCUCCUUGUGCUGCUCCCAUACCUCCGAAACAAACUCGAGAAGGUGCUGGCUCGUCAGAGAGAUGAGGAUGACUUCUCGAUACGGAUGCCCCAGUCCCUUGCUCAGAAGAUGUCCAGAGCCUUCCUGGCUGCCUAUCCUUACGUCUGUAUGGCGUGGGAUGGCUGGAGUUUUUGCCAUCAAUUGCUGUACAUUUUUGGCAAGGCACGCACACAUUCACCCCUGCUAUGGCUGGCUGGAGUCAAGUUGUCCCAUCUGACUGCUCAGGACAUCCGCAACUUAGAUUUAAAGCCAGAGGAACGAUCAUUGAGCUCUAGUCGAAGCUUUGGAGGGCGGCUGCAGCGGGUCUGUUCCACCAUGCUUGGCAGUGUAGCCGUAUCCCUCUCCACCAGCCUGUCUAUGGGCGUGUUUUUCCUGCAGUUCUUGGACUGGUGGUACUCCUCAGAGAACCAGACCACUAUGAAGUCCCUUACCUCUCUCCCUACACCUCCACCCCCGCUUCACCUGGAGGACCAAGAUGCCGCACUGGCAUUCGAUAAAGUGUGUCCGCUUUGCAGGAAAGUGCGCAGUAACGACACGGCCUUGGCCACGUCUGGCUACGUUUUCUGUUACCGCUGCAUUUAUACGUACGUGAGAACUAAUCACAAAUGUCCGCUAACAGGCUACCCAUCUGAACUACAACACUUAAUUAAGAUCUAUUCUCCAGAUGCUUAGAACUGAUCAUAUGACCAUGCAUGCUGGGAAAUGACUCACUUUAGAUUCUUUUUUUAGUGAGUCAGAUCAUUUGGCUCAACUUGUGUAAUGGGUCUUUAUAUAUAUAUAUAUAUAUAUAUAUAUAUGAUCGUCCUUCUUUGGCUAAUUAUGACCGAGAUUUCUUAUUGAAAUACUUUUUAAUGAACUUUACAUAUGCAAUUCGUAUAUGUUAACUGACAAACAUUCAGCAUCACUGCACUGUGCAGCGUGUGGGGAUUUAUGUCUAUUUAUCCUGACAACUUAACACACCCCAUAAAUCUACUCGUCUCACACGCAGGAGUCGACUCGGAAAGCCGGAGAAUCAAGAGAGUCGACACGUUUGAACCGAGGUGAACAGUGCUGGCUUUGAUACGCUGUUAAUUUACCAUAAAUUAGAAUUUCAUUUCUUUUUCUAUUUUAACAUACAUUUUCUGCACAUUAUGUUGCUAAAAAAAUACCUCGUGUAUCAUAUGUUUAUAGAUUAAAGUCCGGAAUCUAAUGAAUUCACCAAAUCAACACUGAUUUAAAAGUCUAAUUCUCUCUAUUUAGUUUCUUUUGUUUUCUUAUAUACUUAUUUUUGUUUUUAAUAUAUAAAAAAAAAAAAAAAAAGUUGUGCAAAUUGUGCCGGAAGUAACAGAGCUAGCUGCCACAGGAAAUUGAUUCAUCAACCACCCUAAAGUGUGCACAUGUGCGUGUAACAAAAAUACAACAUACAAAAACACCAACAUAACCACUGACUUUUGGAAGGAUUUCCUCCCCCCCUCCUCUUGAUGUCACCUGACACACAGUGUAACUAUAAACUGGAUAGAAAGUUACUUUCUUUAAUAAACGAUGGGGGAUUGUUGGUUUCCCCUUCCAUACUUAAGGCCCAGUGCAUAUGGAGCAUUUAUACCUUGCAUGACACAAGAGCAAAAAAAAAAAUCUGAGCUGCAAGCAGGGGGAACAUAGACCUCAGGAACAGAAAGUAAUCCAAGUUGGAGGUUCCCACAGCAAGCCUAAAUAUAGCUGUUUCCAGACCCAUUGACCUGCUGCCUCCAGAGGUGCAUAGCAAGCGUUUCCCCUGAGAGAAUGACACGUAUUCGGGGAAUCUGGAAUACACAAAGAAAGAGAGAAAGUUGCAGAGAAAGGCAGGAAAGAAUAAAGAAGCACAAACACCGCAGCUCAGAGAGAAGAUUACACUCAAUCAGACCCUGGUCAGAGACACCCAAAAGGUACCAAUACCAAGUCAGCCAUGUUUCUUUACUCAUCAUAGCUGCUGCAGAAAUAACACCAGUUUUUGCACAGCAUGCAAAACAAGCACUGAAAUGCACAGCCAGAUUUGUUUAACAUGCAAACACAGAAAGGUCCGGAAGAUGUCUACUGUCCCCAGAACACAUGCAGGUCAAGACACAAUAGUGGCUGUAAAAAAAUAAAAAUUUAAUUACA